GGCGGCUACAGAUGGGGAACUUCCAACAGUUGCCUUCGGGCGCCAACCGUCAGUUGGCGCGUGGGCUUCAGCUUGGUUUCGAUCCUUGUUGUCGGGAAUGUAGACCAGACUUUCCGCUUAGCGUUGGUUAGGAGCUUUCUUACCUGGGUGUAAGGUUCCAAUCCAGCGUCCUCUGGAACUCGUCGCUGUAGUCUGCAGUAUCUCCGUGGCCGUUUCCAAGAAACCAGGUGUCCUUGUUGGGAGACACAAAUGAUGCUCUUGUUAUCUCUGGUUGCAUCAUUUGUAAAAGGCCUGUUUUCCUCAGGCAAGGAGCGUUGGGCCUCUUGGAUUUGAAGACCUAAGAUGCGCCCGGAGGACCAAAGGUUAAUUUAUUCUGGGAAGCUGCUUUUGGAUCACCAGUGUCUCCGAGACUUACUUCCAAAGGAAAAGCGACAUGUUUUGCACCUCGUGUGCAGUGUGAAGAACCCUUCAAAAAUGCCAGAGACCAGCACAAAGGGUGCUGAAUCCACAGAGCAGCCGGACAGCAGUAAUCAGGUUCAGUACCCUGGGGGUCCCUCAAGUGACAACUUAAGGCAAAGGGAAGUUCUUCGGAACCUUUCUCCCUCCGGAUGGGAGACCGUCUCAAGGCCUGAAGCUGUCCAGCAGACAUUCCAAGGCCUUGGGCCUGGCUUCUCUGGCUACACCACCUACGGGUGGCUGCAGUUCUCCUGGUUCCAGCAGAUCUAUGCAAGACAGUACUACAUGCAAUACUUGGCUGCCACAGCUGCAUCAGGAGCUUUUGUCCCCACACCAAGCGCCCAGGAGAUACCUGUGGUUUCCACACCCGCGCCGGCCCCUAUCCACAACCAAUUUCCAGCCGAAAACCAGCCAGCCAACCAGAAUGCCGCUGCUCAAGUGGUUGUUAAUCCCGGAGCCAAUCAGAACUUGCGGAUGAACGCCCAGGGUGGCCCCCUUGUGGAAGAAGACGAUGAGAUAAACCGAGAUUGGUUGGACUGGACCUAUUCCGCAGCGACGUUUUCCGUUUUCCUCAGCAUCCUCUACUUCUACUCUUCCCUGAGCCGAUUCCUCAUGGUCAUGGGCGCCACUGUUGUCAUGUACCUGCACCAUGUUGGGUGGUUUCCGUUCAGACAGAGGCCAGCUCAGAACUUCCCAGCUGAUGGUCCUCCUCAGGAAGCUGCCAACCAGGACCCCAACAAUAACCUCCAGGGAGGCACGGAUCCUGAAACAGAAGACCCCAACCGUCUCCCCCCAGACCGUGAAGUGCUGGACCCCGAGCACACCAGCCCCUCAUUCAUGAGCACAGCGUGGCUGGUCUUUAAGACUUUCUUUGCCUCUCUCCUUCCAGAAGGCCCGCCGGCUCUAGCAAACUGAUGGCAUUUGUGCUCUGUGUCUGAAGGCUUUGACAGCUCGGGCUGGAUCACCUGGCUCGGGCUCAUUUUCCUCACCUGGUGUUGACUCAGCAGAGUCACUGAAAACCCACGCGAUGAUGGUGUGCUUCUGUGCCAGGCAAAAGCACAAACUAAGACAUGAAGCCAUGAUACAAACUGAACAGGGCCCCUCAUGUCUUUAUUCUGAAGAGCUUUAAUGUAUACUGUAUGUAGUUUCAUAGGCACUGUAAGCAGAAGGCCCAGGGUCGCAUGUUCUGCCUGAGCACCUCCCUAGAUGUGUGUGCAUGUGUGCUCUACAUGGAAGUAAUAGAUGCAGAAAUGGUUCUGCUGGUUCGAUUUGAUUCCUGUUGGAAUGUUCAAAUUACACUAAGUGUACUACUUUAUAUAAUCAGUGAAUUGCUAGACAUGUUAGCAGGACUUUUCUAGGAGAGACUUAUGUAUAAUUGCUUUUUAAAAUGCAGUGCUUUACUUUAAACUGAGGGUGACUUGGCAGAGGUAAAACCUUUGCUGGGUUUUCUGUUCAAUAAAGUUUUGCUAUGAAUGACUGUG
Messenger RNA from Meriones unguiculatus (Mongolian gerbil), 1937 nucleotides. RefSeq names its product homocysteine inducible ER protein with ubiquitin like domain 1 (gene Herpud1). Gene Ontology annotation, biological process: endoplasmic reticulum unfolded protein response; ubiquitin-dependent protein catabolic process; endoplasmic reticulum calcium ion homeostasis. Bases 343 to 1371 code for a protein of 342 amino acids. The record is from RefSeq and is a predicted model, not a curated record. Gene Ontology annotation, molecular function: transmembrane transporter binding. Gene Ontology annotation, cellular component: endoplasmic reticulum membrane. The transcript has 8 exons. Lineage: Eukaryota; Metazoa; Chordata; Mammalia; Rodentia; Muridae.